This is a messenger RNA of Miscanthus lutarioriparius, 1695 nucleotides long. Lineage: Eukaryota; Viridiplantae; Streptophyta; Magnoliopsida; Poales; Poaceae. The record is from the annotation of a GenBank genome assembly.
AUGGCGUCUGCCUGCCCCUGCCUGAUUCAGUGCUGCUGCCUCUGCUCACCGUGGCCCCCGCUCAUGCAGCACAACAUCGCAUCUGAGGUGGCCGACUCAAAGAUGAGCAAGGAGGACGUGCUCAAGGUGCAGACCUGCGUGCUGAAAGUGAAUAUUCACUGCGAUGGGUGCGAUAAGAAGGUCAAGAAGAUCCUCCACAAGAUUGAUGGUGUGUACCAGAGCAGCAUAGAUGCGGAGCAGGGGAAGGUGACGGUGUCCGGCCUCAUGGAUCCGGCCACCGUCAUCAAGAAGCUAAACAAGGCCGGCAAGCCGGCGCAGCUGUGGGGCGCCAAGCCUGGCGUGGUUAGCCAGCUCCAGAAGCUGCAGCUUGGUGGCGGCGGCGGUGGGAAGGACAAGCAGCCCAAGGGUGGUGACGGUGGAGGCAAGGGCCAGCAGCCCAAGGGUGGCGGCGGCAAGGGCCAGCAGACCAAGGGCGGUGGUGGCGGCGGCGGCGGCGCUGGCGGGAAAGACGCGAAGAUGAUGCUGCCGCAGCCGACGCCACAGCAGAUGCAGCAGCUGAUGCAGAUGAAGGGCAUGAAGCUGCCUCCUGAGCUCCUCAUGAGUAUGGGCGGCGGCAAGAUGCCGCCGUUCCCGGCGGUCACGCCCGCGCCGGCGGCGGCCAAGGACCCCAAGGCCGUCAAGUUCAGCUACCCCGAGGAGGACGAGUUCGCGGACGACGGCAGCGAGUUUGACGACGAGUUCGACGACUUCGACGAUGAGGACGAUUUCGAGGACGACGGCUUCGACGACGACGACCUGUACGGCGACCCCAAGAUGACGAUGAAGCCCGUCGCCAUGCCGCCGGCCGCGGCCGGGGGCGACAAGAAGGGUGGCAAGAAGGGCGGCGGUGGCGGGAACGAGAUCCCCGUGCAGAUGAAGGGCAACGCGCACAACGGCGGCGGCGGCAAGAAGGACUCGGGCGCGAAGCAGAACCAGGGAGGCGGCGGCGGAGGCGGGAAGAACGGUGGCGACUCGCAGGCGCCGCAGAACGGCAAGGGCGGCGGGAGCGGGAACCAGCAGGGUCAGCAGGGCAAGAAGGGAGGCGGCGGUGGGCAGCCUGCCGGUGCCGGCGCCCCGAUGAUGGGCGGCAUGGCAAUGCCACCGCCGCCGCAGCAUCAGCAGCAGCAGCAACCGGGCCCCGGCAUGAUGAUGAGGCCGCCGAGCAUGAUGGGCGGCGCCGGUUUCCCUGGUGGCAUGGGGCAGGCCAUGGGCCUGAUGGGCGGCACGCCGAUGGGCCACCACCACCCGCACAUGGGUGGGGGUGGCAAUGGCAUGCAGCAGAUGCAGCCUGGCGGUGGCGGUGGCGGUGCCGUUCAUGGCAUGCCAGCCGGCGCCAUGCCUGGAGCUGCUGGGUUCUACCAAGGCGGCGGUGCAGUAGUCGGUGGCGGUGGCAUGCCGUCCGGGCCGCCGGAGAUGAUGCAGGCGGCAGGGAACCCCAUGGCCAUGGCGCAGGCGCAGCAGCAGCAGUACAUGGCGAUGAUGCAGCAGCAGCAGCAGAUGAAUGGCCCCGGCGGGUACCCGGCGAUGGGGUACGGGUACGGCCGGCCGGCGAUGCAGUACCCGCCGCCGCCGUACUACUACCACCCGAUGCCGCAGCGGCACCCGCACGACAACAUGUUCAGCGACGAGAACCCCAACAGCUGCACGGUGAUGUGA